Messenger RNA from Thunnus maccoyii (southern bluefin tuna), 1101 nucleotides. RefSeq names its product V-set and immunoglobulin domain containing 8a (gene vsig8a). The transcript has 7 exons. The record is from RefSeq and is a predicted model, not a curated record. The coding region runs from base 1 to 1101 and encodes 366 amino acids. Lineage: Eukaryota; Metazoa; Chordata; Actinopteri; Scombriformes; Scombridae.
AUGUUCUGCAGUCGUUUGAGGUCAACUCUCUGCCCGCCAUGGUUGUCUUUGUUCUUGUUAUGCACUGCAAGUCUCUUGAGCACAGAAUUCAAUUGGACGCAAGCGGUGCAGGUGACAUCCACAGGCCCGCAGACCAUCCAGAAGGCCAAGGGGGAGAGUGUGACUUUGGACUGCAGUUACACACUGAGCCCUUUAGACAUCGGAGAACUUGACAUCGAAUGGUCUGUGGUCAGUCCAGACACCACGCAGAAAGAUCAAAUGCUCAUGUCUUAUUCCAGCGGCACUAAAUAUGUCCAUGGUAACCAUGCACUUAUAAAUGGGAUCAGCUUUGCUGCUCCUGACCCCUCCCUGGGUGAUGCUUCGCUCUCAAUUGCUCUGCUGACACCUGCUCAUAGCGCUACCUAUCAGUGUAAAGUGAAGAAAUCACCUGGAGUGGACAUGCGAAAGGUGUCACUGGUGGUAAUGGCGAAGCCGUCUGUGCCUAAGUGCUGGGUGGAGGGAGGGGAGCUGGUCGGCGAGGCUCUGUCUCUGCACUGCAAGUCUGCAAAAGGCUCCACUCCCUUAAAAUACAUGUGGAGGAGAGAAAGUGCAGGCCCCAUCCCUGCUGCAGCCACACAGAAUGCAGCGACUGGGGAGCUGAAAAUCAGCAACCACUCGCAGAGCUUUGCAGGAAUCUACCUUUGUGAGGUGAACAAUGCUGUUGGAACCGAGCACUGCAGGAUCAACCUGAAAGCGAACAAACCUCCAAACAGAGCGGCGGUGAUAGUUGGCACCACUGUGGGUUCCCUGCUCCUCAUCUUCAUCCUGCUGGUCUUCAUCGGGGUUAUUUACUGGAAGUUGAGCAACAGACGUCGCUAUGAGAAGGAGUUCUCCAAUGAAAUCAGGGAGGAUGUUCCGCCUCCUGAGAGCCGCCCUGUCAGUCGUCGUACGAGCCGGAGUGCCAGUCAGCACCCACAGGUGACUUACUGUCAGGUGGUUGGGGCGGAGGUGGGCUGUUUGGAUGACGGACGCAUACACACUCCCUCCACUAACAGCCAUGGACACACACCGGUUAAAUACACACCAGUGGAAUAUGACAGCAACUACGGAUACGCAGUGUGA